This is a messenger RNA of Stylophora pistillata, 1563 nucleotides long. RefSeq lists its product as uncharacterized. The record is from RefSeq and is a predicted model, not a curated record. NCBI's taxonomy places the organism in Eukaryota, Metazoa, Cnidaria, Anthozoa, Scleractinia, Pocilloporidae.
UCAAAAAUGGCGGCACAGUGCGACCGGAGUUGGAAAACUGGUAACGAGUGCAUCGAAACGAGGCAUCAAAGGCCUGAUCAAAACAAAUAUCUUUCACGUGUAGCGCGAUCAACUUGUCAAAGUUUGGAAGUUUUAUUAGUACAUCCUUCAUAACGCUUCGAAUUUGAAAAAAUCCACGCUGAAAAACUGAAUCACAAUGUGAACAACUCAAGAUUUCGAUUGAUUGGGAAAUGGUGAUUAUUUCAGGGCAAAUUUUUUCGUCGAAACAAUGCCUACGCACUGCUGUGUUCCCGGCUGCACCAAGAAAGGCUAUCUUGAAGAGGGUAAAAAAAUUUCUUAUUUUAUUUUCCCUACUGAUAAAUCUCUACGAAAACAGUGGAGUCAUGCAAUCAGGAGAGAUGAAGGGAAAAACUUUCAGAUAAGUAAAUCCACUAAGGUAUGCUCGAGGCAUUUUAAAACGGAGGACUUUCAGAGAUCGCUAGGUGGAAGUAAGAUAAAUCUCAAACCUGGAGUCGUUCCUUCAGUAUUUUCGUGGCGCACGUCUCCUCGUAAACGAAAGCCCCCGCCAUUCAGACAUUUAGUAGCAACAGGUUUUGACGAUAUCUCAGAGGCUGUUAGCGAGAAUGAAGAUAAUUUGGAAUCGAUUGAACAGCCACCAUACCAAGAAAUAUCAACUCAAACGGACGAGACUUCGGUCAUUGAAAAUACAACUCAGACUGAAGACAAAGUAUUCGAAGACAAAGAAUCUCAAACAGAACAUAACGAUUUAAUUGAAAUAAUGGAAAAAGAGAUUGCUGGUUUGAAAGCCGAGAUUGUUAAACUUAUGAAACAGACUGAUGCACUGAAAGCUAAACUAUUCAAUGUUGAUGGAUUUCGUUCCAACUCAUCGUCGAUCAGCUUUUACACCGGAUUUCCUGACUUUGAGGUGUUUAAAACAGUAUUUGACUUCCUUGAUCCUGGCGAAUAUGGUCAAAACAUUAGGUACUGGACAUCUUUAAAUACCAAGGAACCUUUACUUGAUAUUUACGACAACGAACACUACAGUAAAUCAGAAAAAGGACGACCAAGAGCUCUUAAGGCAAUUGAUGAGUUUUUCUUAGUGAUGUGUCGUCUAAGACAAGGCUUUGCUGAAGAGCACCUGAGUAAUCAGUUCCAUAUUUCAUUAUCAACAGUGAGCCGAGUUGUUAUGUCGUGGGUCAAUUUUAUGUACCUUAAAUUUGCUCAGAUUAAUAUAUGGCCCUCAAGAACAGUAAUUGACAACACCAUGCCAGAAGGUUUUAAAGCAAAAUACUCAGCAACAAGGGUUAUUAUUGACUGCAAUGAGGUACGCUGCCAAAUGCCAAGCAGUUUACAGCUUAAUGGGGAACUAUUUAACAAUUACAAAAAUCACACAACACUGAAAGGUUUAAUUGGCAUCUCUAUGAAGGCCCAUACUGGUCAAAAUUACACUCUCAAUAAAUGGUAUUGCCUGAACUGUUUUUUCAUGCUACUAUCAUGUUUUAGUGCAUCUGUGUCGCUUUCUUGUUUGUAUUAAUAUUUGAUUUUUUGUGUAUCAUGCAAGAA